ACUGUUCAUAUCAUAAACACACACAUAACACACACAUUUACCCCAAGCACGUUCAGCAAAUUCGACUAAGGAAAAGAUUCAGACCCACGAGAAGUCCACAAGAGAGAAACAAAUAAUUCUCUCUCAAGCACGAAAUAGACUUGGAGCAAGUCUACGGUCUGGCCGAAUGCAACCUUAUUUUAUUAUGAUUCCGAGUUCCACAUUUUCGCUUGGCAAAGCGUGUCGGUCAUUUCGUUUCAUUGUGACAUGGACAUUUACCAUGUGCCGCUUGGCAGACUUAAAAGAUUUGCAGAAAUAACUCAGCUGACAACCAGCAAAAAACGAUUAACAAUGGAAAUUAAUCAUUUAGAAUAUCAGAGGAGGCAUUUGCUCUAGGUGCCGAUUUCUUGGAGGUCACAAAACGACUUGACGAAGUUCUCUGGCAAUUGUCUCACUCGAAGGGAAUUCGAAUGAACUUGUCAUUUUCUGAAGCAACGUUGCAGAUCGUAAGGCCUGAGAACGAGUGAAUGCAAAAGCACGAAGUAUUGAGAAAGUACCAGCUGCGCUAUUUAUACAACAUACUAGAAAGAGCUUUAUCAGUUUGAUCCUACAUAGCCGAUAUGUCAGAAGAAGAAUACCCAAUGGAAUUGCGAGUACUAAUGGCUAUUUUUUUAAUCCUGAUCAUAGUUGUUGGCUUGCUUGGCAAUAGCCUUAUAUGCUGGACACUGUAUCGGAAUAAAGAGCUGAGAAAGACGCUAAACAACUGGUUUAUUUUGAAUAUGGCUUUCGCUGAUAUCGGUGUUGUGAUAUUUGCUGUUUACUUUCCAUUGCGUACCUACAUAAACGGUUACUGGGAUUUCAGCUCCGCGGCAUGCCAGUUCAAUGGAUUCUUGAAUUCGCAAUUGAUGUUAGCCUCAAUCCUCACCCUCACAAUGAUAAGCUUGCAUCAGUAUUUCACCGUUGUCUCCAAGUGGCCGCAACCACGCUUGCGACGCGCGGCAGUUAUCAUGCUAGUAUACAUCUGGCUACAUUCGACGAUUCUAUCGAUACUACCACUAAGCGGUAUAACGAAGUACGAUCUCAAAAAUGGUCGCGGUCAAUGUGCAGUGAAGAUUCCGGAAACGGCUGGAGAAAAGCUGACAGCAAUGGGAUACAUUGUAACCGGGUUUUUCAUUCCCCUGGUUAUUAUGUCUUUUUCAUACUACCGAAUAAUGAAGAUUGUUUCAAUCCAUGCGAGAAGAGUGAGCCGUAUGUCCAACAGCGCUUCGAUUGACAGGAAGGCGAUGCAGAAACAAGUCGUCAUCACAAUGAUCAUCGUCCUGAUUCUUUUUCUACUGUGUUGGAGCCCGUUUCUGGUGAUGUCACUUCUUGGAGCAUUUGUCCCCGCAUUAUCAAAUCCUAUUUUGGCAAAUCUCGCCUUCCUGUUAGGAUUCGCAAAUUCUUGCUGCAACCCAAUAGUGCUUGGGUUCCGCAACAGAGCUUUUAAGAUGGAGUACAUGCAGGUGUACGAGAAGUUCAAAGACGUAUUGUGCCCUGGCAGAAUGCAAGAGAAACCAGUAUCACCAUCAGUCGUCGUAGUGACGUCAUCAGUGGACGUAUCAGACCUAAGCGUCGUGUACACGAAUACUGAUGUUGCCAACAGCAAAGUAGUUAUUAUGUAGAAGCUGAAAAACCAUAUGGUUCCAGCUUAUGUCUUAUUUACGUUCUAAAUUGCAGUUGGUGCCAGUGUGACCAGAUCUAGCAUUAUAUUAUGCUUUUAGCAUAUUUUUGACCAAAAAUCGUCAUUUAGCAUAAAAUCUGGCAUAAUCGGAAAUCUAGCACAAUUCUGGCAUAAUUUUUACAUUAUUAAAAUAAUGUUAUAAUUCUGUUAAUAAGUUUUGGGCCAACUGGGAAAAUGGUAGAUGUCAAGUAUCUGCAUGCAAACUUUUAACACCCAAUUAACAUGAGUGCACCAAUUUUGAACCAACAAAGUCCAUGAAAAAUAAAAUGAACCAGAACAUUUACACCAGAGUGCAGGAUAUCUUAGUUAAUUUUCCUAAAGACGAUCUUAAUUCAAAUAGCGAAGAUGAAUGCUAAGAAUUUUUAGCAAUUGACAUAGUAUGAACUAAUCAUGUUUUUGUUAAUUUGAAUUGAUUGUGCUGGUUUGUAAACUGUUCAACUUAAAUCCUCUAUUUGUUGAACGUUAUUCUGGGUUUUUUGCUAUUCUGCACAUGCGCUGGCCUCUCUUUCAAACGAGAGAGCCUCGAGAGAGAGAAUUUUGUAAAUCUGGCAUAGUUUUAUGACAAUUUCAGCAUAAUUGCGAAAUUGAGAUCUGGUCACACUGGUUGGCGCAAAUGAACUUUGCAUGCAAACACAAAAUCUCCACAGAGGUCUUGUGUUUGGCGCAAUGCAUAUAAUAUCUCUUUAUCAGAGAUUUCCUCGGCCAAAAGGCAUGAAAAUUUCUUAUCAGUUUGAUUGUCAAGAUAGAUCUUUAAGUGUGAGGGUGAAACCUGCAUUAACAAAUUCCUCAGUAGCAGAUACUUGCCAAUAAUUGACAACUCAGAAAAAAUGGACAAAUAAUAUGUCGAAGUGUAUCUCGUUCAUUGAUAACGGAUACAUACAAAUGCAAAAGUGAUGACGUCGUCAAACAAAUUUUUAGAAUUUCACCGCUUAAGCACAAAACAUCAUGAGGUAGUUUAGUAGUAUAGUAAUUUACCUUUGAAUUUGGCGUGAUAUGCUACAGACUGUCUGAGGCACUGUCAUAUGAUCGCGGGAACUAUUUCUAACAGACCAAUGUAAUUUAGCCUUGGUUCUAAAACUCAUGCACCUUGUCAAAAUAACUGAAAUCCAUUAAUAAUUAUCAUGUCAUUAACUGACCCUUUCUCAGUGAAUCUGUUACAGAUAAUGCACAUUUAGAGGUAUUUCACUGUCCUCGUUCUGAUUAUGCAAUCAAAAUUCUAAAAAUAGAAUGGAAUGACGUAAUCAUUAUGCCCUUCGAGUCGUCCUGGGACUAGCAAGCUUAAUUUGUUUUGCCCUUCAUCUUCUUCUGGACACAUUCUAUUUAAAACUAAUAGCAUUAAAAAGCCUCCAACGUCUAAAAACCUUUUUCAUUUUAAGGUAGACACCGUCUAAACGCCAUUGAAAAAUCUAAACACCUUUUACAUUUGAGGGUAGCUAGAGAAAAUCGGAGGACGGGUGAGAAUUUGCUAUUAGGACGGGUGAGAAUUUGCUAUUAGGACGGGUGAGAAUUUGCUAUUAGGACGGGUGAGAAUUUGCUAUUAGGACGGGUGAGAAUUUGCAGGGGGAUGGUGUAUGCUCGGAGUGUAAAACUAUUUUUUACUGAAAUUGGCUUCUUCGACGAGCUCAGAAAAGCUCCUCCUCCUAGUCCCGUGCAGAAAACGUAAAUGUUAUACUUUAAAGCACUAUACAGUAGCUUUCAUGGGCUGGUCCAGAGAGAUUUCAUGGGCUGGUCCAGAGAGAUUUCAUGGGCUGGUCCAGAGAGAUUUCAUGGGCUGGUCCAGAGAGAUUUCAUGGGCUGGUCCA
Rhopilema esculentum is the source of this 3501-nucleotide messenger RNA. Its product is annotated as somatostatin receptor type 5. Gene Ontology annotation, cellular component: membrane. Gene Ontology annotation, biological process: G protein-coupled receptor signaling pathway. Gene Ontology annotation, molecular function: G protein-coupled receptor activity. Lineage: Eukaryota; Metazoa; Cnidaria; Scyphozoa; Rhizostomeae; Rhizostomatidae. The record is from RefSeq and is a predicted model, not a curated record.